Prunus avium (sweet cherry) is the source of this 1525-nucleotide messenger RNA. RefSeq names its product Lipase/lipooxygenase, PLAT/LH2 family protein. The record is from RefSeq and is a predicted model, not a curated record. Gene Ontology annotation, molecular function: protein binding. NCBI's taxonomy places the organism in Eukaryota, Viridiplantae, Streptophyta, Magnoliopsida, Rosales, Rosaceae.
ACUCUAUUUCAUUCUGUGUCUCGGCGUGUAUCUGAAACUGCAGCAAUGGAGUCCAUUUCUCUGACGCAUGCAAUCUCUGCAACAAAUCACAGCUUUCGAUGGAGAAGAAAAAGGAACCCAGAAAAGCCAUUUCACACGCAAAGGUUUCACCUUCACAAACCAACUGGGCGACUUCAGAAAAUCCAUUCCAAACACUCGGAUUUCCAAGAUUUAAAGGGCUAUGCAAAGCCUUCACGUCUCUUGCCAGCUACAGAAGUGAAAGUCUGCACAGAUAACUCAGUGGUAAAGGCUUUCUCAUCUUUAAGUGAUGAUGGAUCUCAGUCUCUAUAUAAAGUUAAGUUAGGUACUAGUAAUGUUUAUGGCUCAAGUCUCUCUGACUUGAAUGCUGGAAUCCUCCUGUGCGUGAUAGACGAAAACGGUGACUCCAUAUUACAGAGGAUGCCCUCAAGUUUGAUAACAGAUCAUUCUACAGAGUCAGAGGAUGGCAUACUUCAUUUUCAACGAGGUUCUGUUGAUGAGUUCAUCUUUGAGGGACCUAAACUUGGAAAAGUUGAAGCCGUUUGGAUCAGUCUUGAAUCAGGCCAAUGGAGGUUAGGAAGUGUGAGCUUGACCGUUAUUUGUGGGCAACAAAGUUCUUUGGAGGAAAAAGAUGGAGAAAAACUUCAGUAUAUUGGUUUCAAUUACAAAUUUGAGGUUGAUGAUAUCUUGCUGGGGGAGGGAAGUGAUAGUUCCAUGGUGGAACUUAGACCUUGCCUUGUCACCAAGCUAUCUGGGGUUGACCCUUUCACCAUCUUCAAUAAAAGCAUCCCUGAAUCAACUAUGCUUGUGGGCCGUGGGAUAUCAAACGAGGAAACCAUGAGAGAAUAUGAAGAUUUGAAGUUAUCUUUGCUACUUUAUGAUGCCAUGCUGAUCUUUGUUGGUACAUCAGUCGCAUCCUUCUCAGUGGGGGAAGAUGUGAGUUUUGCGUUUUUAACUGGUGGCAUUGGCGGCUUCUUGUAUCUGCUGCUACUGCAACGGUCUGUUGAUGGAUUACCUGCUCCAGAAUUGACUUCCGGUAACACAGGAAGGUCCAACCAAAUCUUUGGAGGAUCAAAGGGCCGAAUAUUUGGCCUUGCAUUGGCAAUUGGUUUUGCUUUAUUCACAGUGAAGUAUGGCUCGGGGGAUGCCCCCAUGGAAUUCACACCUAAGGAACUCAUGGCUGGGAUGAUCGGAUUUCUUGCAUGUAAAGUUGCUGUGGUGUUGGCAGCAGUUAAGCCCAUGCGAAUUAGUCUAAAGAUAAACGAGUGAUAUAUCAUCUCUGUUUCCACUUUGAGGAAGAACGAGAGGUGAAAAGAUUUACAAACUUGUAUAGGACCUUCAAUGGAGACAAUCCAGCUGUAUUGUAUAUUUUAGGAAAAAGAGCUGCAGAUUAUUACACUCAAGUUACACAUCAUUAAAGUUAAUAGAACCAAAAUUGUUCUGUUCUUAGAAUUCCCUGUUGAACUCUUUUUUUACCCACUUGUUUUCAUCUGGCCAACGUUAAGUU